CAGUCCGUUCCCCGACUGGAACAGGACGUCAGGCGCGGGAUGUACGACGCGAUUCUGCACGUGGGAGACAUUGCCUACAAUCUGCAUUCCGACAACGGGAAAGUCGGCGACGCUUUCAUGCGCUUAAUAGAGCCGAUCGCGGCCUACGUUCCCUAUCAGGUGUUUCCCCUCAGAGGUGACCUCCCUGUCCCCGACAGCAACUUCUCGCACUACGACCACCGCUUCUCGAUGACAGACUCGCGCACCGGGAGUCUAAACAACCACUUCUACAGCUUCAAUAUGGGUCCGGCGCACUUCGUCUCCCUGUCCACUGAAUACUACUAUUACACGGACUUCGGUUGGAACCAAAUCCGCCGGCAAUACGAAUGGCUGGUCGACGACCUCCGCGCCGCCAACUCUCUGGAGAGUAGGGCUGAGCGACCGUGGAUUAUAACUAUGGCUCACAAGCCGUUGUAUUGCAUGACUGACGACCGCUCGUGUUCGCCGAUCGACAGCUCCGACGCUUUCCAGAGACGGCGUCUCAGGAAAGGCAUCAAAAUGCAGGGAUCGGGCAAAAGGAAGUACGGAUUGGAAGCGCUGUUCUUCAAGUACGGCGUCGACAUCCAGCUCUACGGACACGAACACAACUACCAGCGCCUGUUCCCCGUCUACGACAAUCACGUGCUGAACGGCUCCACAGCCCAUCCCUACCACAACCCGAAGGGACCGGUGGUUGUCAUCACCGGCAGUGCUGGAUGCGACGAACAUCACGCCAAGUUCCGCAAACACGUUCCCGAUUGGUCGGCCUUUCGCAGCACUGAUUACGGCUACACUCGGAUGACUGUCCACAACAAGACUCACGUGUCGCUGGAACAGGUGUCCGACGAUCAGAAGGGAAAGAUUAUCGACCGCUUUGUCGUCGUUAAGGAC
Oppiella nova is the source of this 909-nucleotide messenger RNA. The record is from the annotation of a GenBank genome assembly. NCBI's taxonomy places the organism in Eukaryota, Metazoa, Arthropoda, Arachnida, Sarcoptiformes, Oppiidae.